AUGCCUCAUGGUCACAAAAGUAAGAACCGUGCCCAUGGGAAGCGCCGCCAGACUCAAGGGGAACACCAGGCCCCUGAAGAGGCACAGGCUGCUGCUACAGAAGAGGAAGCCCCAUCUCCCUCAUCUUCACCUCUUUAUGAGGCUUCUCCUCCUUGUGAGGAUUCUCCACCUCCUGAGGAUGCUCCACCUUCUGAAGAUUCUCCUCCUCAUGAGGAUUCUCCUCCUUGGGCUUCUCACCAUCUCCCUGGUCUUUCCACUGAGCUGAGUUCUCAAAGAGUCCCACCCAUCCCCAAUAUUGAUUUGUGUGCCUAUUGCACAGGGGAUGAUGGAGGUGACCACGGCCAAUAUGGUAGGGGUGCUAGUUCCUCUGAGAGCGCUGCAGGGGGCCCCAAGAGGAUGAGCUUUCUGGUGCAGUUCCUGCUGCACAAGUAUAAGAUGAAAGAGCCAUUGAUCACCAAGAAAAAAAUCAUGAAGAUUAUCAACAAGAAGGACCACACUCGCUUUCCUGAGGUCCUGCAGAGAGUCUCUGAGCACAUGGAGCUGGUCUUUGGCCUUGAGCUCAAGGAAGUCGACCCCAGCAUUCCAACCUACCUCCUGGCCAAUGUGCUGGAGAUCAGCCAGGAAGAUUAUGUCUUUGAUAGUAAGAGGUUCCCCAAGUAUGGGCUGCUGCUGCCUAUCCUGGGCAUGAUCUACAUGAAUGAAUACCAGGUCAGCGAGGAGCAGCUCUGGCAAUUCCUCAAUCGAGUUGGGGUCUUUGAUGGGAAGAGGCACUUCCUCUUUGGAGACCCCAGGAAGCUCAUCACCAAAGAUACGGUGCAGGAAAAGUACCUGGAGUACUGCCAGGUGCCCGGCAGCGAUCCUCCAACUUUCCAGUUCCUGUGGGGUCCCAAGGCCUAUACCGAAGCCAGCAAGGCCAAGGUCCUAGAGUUCAUCGCCAAGAUGCGGAGGGAGUAUGGAUCACAAGGCCUUCAAAAUCCUGUUUGUGGAAACUUGGAAAGAGGAAGAAGAGAGAGCAGCAACCAUGAUCUGGUCUGA
Molecule: messenger RNA, 1035 nt
Organism: Elephantulus edwardii (Cape elephant shrew)
Lineage: Eukaryota; Metazoa; Chordata; Mammalia; Macroscelidea; Macroscelididae
Product: melanoma-associated antigen B4-like
Exons: 1
Coding region: 1-1035 (344 amino acids)
Biological process (GO): negative regulation of transcription by RNA polymerase II
Cellular component (GO): nucleus
Source: RefSeq, a predicted model, not a curated record